AAAUUUGUGUGUUUUCAGUGUUUGCUAUAGCUUGAUAUAUAACCAACGGGAUAAUAUCGUGGAACAUAGGUACUCGUUUGCCGGGCAUAGAGAUAUUGUCUUGGGCCCUCAAACAUGAAGCUCUCAAUAGUCUUUGCCGUAGUGGUUUGCGCUUUAGCUCAUGGAGCUAAGGCAGGUGAAACUGAAGAUAUCAACUACAACAAUGGACCGACAGAGACGGAAACCAUCACAAGAACUAGCUCCAACAGUGGAAGCAGAUCCAGCAGUAGUUUCGAGAGUUCUUCCAGAUCUUCGGAAUCAUACCUAAAUGCUCAAGUAAAUGCUUAUAAUAUAAACCAAAAUAUUAACGAACAAAUAGCUCAGCAGCAAAGGGAACAAGAUGAGCAAAACAAGAAUAUACAAGAAGAGAAUGACAGAAUUUUUGAAGAAAACAGAAGAAAGAGUUUACGUGGUUUCAAAAGUGAGUCAACUAGCGAAAGUAGCUCUAGCUCAAGUCAAUCUUUUGAAAGUGAAGCCCAAAGCCAGAUAAUUAGAGAAAACAGUGAUAGGAUUUACGAAGAAAACAGAGAAAGGAGCUUAGGUGUUUCCAACAGCCAGUCCUCUAGCGAGAUUAGUUCGUCUAGCUCAAAUCAAUCAUUUGAAAGUGAUGCGCAGAGCCAGAUAAUCCGAGAAGAAGCUGAUAGGAUUUACGAAGAAAACAGAGAAAAGAGCUUAGGUAUCUACGGAUCAUCCAGUGGAAGCCAAUCGUCUAGCGAAUCCUCCAGUGAAAGCCAAGCAUCUAGCGGAUCAUCCAGUGGUAGCCAAUCGUCUAGCGGAUCCUCCAGUGGAAGCCAAUCGUCUAGUGGAUCAUCCAGUGGAAGCCAAGCGUCUAGCGGAUCAUCCAGUGGAAGCCAAUCGUCUAGCGAAUCCUCCAGUGAAAGCCAAUCAUCUAGCGGAUCCUCCAGUGAAAGCCAAUCAUCUAGCGGAUCCUCCAGUGGAAGCCAAUCGACUAUCGGAUCCUCCAGUGAAAGCCAAUCAUCUAGCGGAUCCUCCAGUGGAAGCCAAUUGUCUAACGGAUCAUCCAGUGGAAGCCAAGCAUCUAGCGGAUCUUCCAGUGGAAGCCAAUCGUCUAAUGGAUCCUCCAGUGGAAGCCAAUCGUCCAGCGGAUCAUCCAGUGGAAGCCAAGCGUCUAGCGGAUCCUCCAGUGAAAGCCAAUCGUCCAGCGGACUAUCCAAUGGAGGCCAAUCAUCAAGCGGAUCAUCCAGUGGAAGCCAAUCGUCAAGCGGAUCCUCCAGUGGAAGCCAAUCGUCCAGCGGAUUAUCCAGUAUAAGCCAAUCGAUUAGCGGAUCCUCCAAUGGAAGCCAAUCAUCUAGCGGAUCCUCCAGUGGAAGCCAAUCGUCCAGUGGACUAUCCAAUGGAGGCCAAUUAUCAAGCGGAUCCUCUAGUGGAAGCCAAUCGUCAAGCGGAUCCUCCAGUGGAAGCCAAUCGACUAGCGGAUCCUCCAGUGGAAGCCAAACGUCUAGCGGAUCAUCCAGUGGAAGUCAAGCGUCUAGCGGAUCAUCCAGUGGAAGCCAAUCGUCUAACGGAUCCUCCAGUGGAAGCCAAUCGUCUAGCGGAUCCUCCAGUGGAAGCCAAUCAUCUAACGGAUCCUCCAGUGGAAGCCAAUCGUCCAGCGGAUUAUCCAGUAUAAGCCAAUCGUCUAACGGAUCCUCCAGUGGAAGCCAAUCGUCUAGCGGAUCCUCCAGUGGAAGCCAAUCGUCCAGUGGACUAUCCAAUGGAGGCCAAUCAUCAAGCGGAUCCUCUAGUGGAAGCCAAUCGUCAAGCGGAUCCUCCAGUGGAAGCCAAUCGACUAGCGGAUCCUCCAGUGGAAGCCAAACGUCUAGCGGAUCAUCCAGUGGAAGUCAAACGUCUAGCGGAUCAUCCAGUGGAAGCCAAUCGUCUAACGGAUCCUCCAGUGGAAGCCAAUCGUCUAGCGGAUCCUCCAGUGGAAGCCAAUCAUCUAACGGAUCCUCCAGUGGAAGCCAAUCGUCUAGUGGAUCUUCCAGUGGAAGCCAAUCGUCUAACGGAUCCUCCAGUGGAAGCCAAUCGUCUAGCGGAUCCUCCAGUGGAAGCCAAUUGUCUAACGGAUCAUCCAGUGGAAGCCAAUCAUCUAGCGGAUCUUCCAGUGGAAGCCAAUCAUCUAACGAAUCCUCCAGUGGAAGCCAAUCGUCCAGCGGAUCAUCCAGUGGAAGUCAAUCGUCUAGCGGAUCCUCCAGUGGAAGCCAAUCAUCUAACGGAUCCUCCAGUGGAAGCCAAUCGUCUAGCGGAUCUUCCAGUGGAAGCCAAUCGUCUAACGGAUCCUCCAGUGGAAGCCAAUCGUCUAGCGGAUCCUCCAGUGGAAGCCAAUUGUCUAACGGAUCAUCCAGUGGAAGCCAAUCAUCUAGCGGAUCUUCCAGUGGAAGCCAAUCAUCUAACGAAUCCUCCAGUGGAAGCCAAUGGUCUAGCGGAUCCUCCAGUGAAAGCCAAUCAUCUAACGGAUCCUCCAGUGGAAGCCAAUUGUCUAACGGAUCAUCCAGUGGAAGCCAAUCAUCUAGCGGAUCUUCCAGUGGAAGCCAAUCAUCUAACGAAUCCUCCAGUGGAAGCCAAUCGUCCAGCGGAUCAUCCAGUGGAAGCCAAGCGUCUAGCGGAUCCUCCAGUGGAAGCCAAUCGUCUAGCGGAUCCUCCAGUGGAAGCCAAUUGUCUAACGGAUCAUCCAGUGGAAGCCAAUCAUCUAGCGGAUCUUCCAGUGGAAGCCAAUCGUCUAACGGAUCCUCCAGUGGAAGCCAAUCGUCCAGCGGAUCAUCCAGUGGAAGCCAAGCGUCCAGCGGACUAUCCAAUGGAGGCCAAUCAUCAAGCGGAUCAUCCAGUGGAAGCCAAUCGUUAAGCGGAUCCUCCAGUGGAAGCCAAUCGUCUAGCGGAUCCUCUAGUGGAAGCCAAUCAUCUAACGGAUCCUCCAGUGGAAGCCAAUCGUCUAGCGGAUCUUCCAGUGGAAGCCAAUCGUCUAACGGAUCCUCCAGUGGAAGCCAAUCGUCUAGCGGAUCCUCCAGUGGAAGCCAAUUGUCUAACGGAUCUUCCAGUGGAAGCCAAUCAUCUAGCGGAUCUUCCAGUGGAAGCCAAUCGUCUAACGGAUCCUCCAGUGGAAGCCAAUCGUCCAGCGGAUCAUCCAGUGGAAGCCAAUUGUCCAGCGGACUAUCCAAUGGAGGCCAAUCAUCAAGCGGAUCAUCCAGUGGAAGCCAAUCGUUAAGCGGAUCCUCCAGUGGAAGCCAAUCGUCUAGCGGAUUAUCCAGUAUAAGCCAAUCGUCUAACGGAUCCUCCAGUGGAAGCCAAUCGUCUAGCGGAUCCUCCAGUGGAAGCCAAUCGUCCAGUGGACUAUCCAAUGGAGGCCAAUCAUCAAGCGGAUCCUCUAGUGGAAGCCAAUCGUCAAGCGGAUCCUCCAGUGGAAGCCAAUCGUCUAACGGAUCCUCCAGUGGAAGCCAAUCGUCCAGCGGAUCCUCCAGUGGAAGCCAAUCGUCCAGCGGAUCCUCCAGUGGAAGCCAAUCAUCAAGCGGAUCCUCUAGUGGAAGCCAAUCAUCAAGCGGAUCCUCCAGUGGAAGCCAAUCGUCCAGCGGAUUAUCCAGUAUAAGCCAAUCGUCUAACGGAUCCUCCAGUGGAAGCCAAUCGUCUAGCGGAUCCUCCAGUGGAAGCCAAUCGUCCAGCGGACUAUCCAAUGGAGGCCAAUCAUCAAGCGGAUCCUCUAGUAUAAGCCAAUCGUCUAACGGAUCCUCCAGUGGAAGCCAAUCGUCUAGCGGAUCCUCCAGUGGAAGCCAAUCGUCUAGCGGAUCAUCCAGUGGAAGCCAAGCGUCUAGCGGAUCCUCCAGUGGAAGCCAAUCGUCCAGCGGACUAUCCAAUGGUGGCCAAUCAUCAAGCGGAUCCUCUAGUGGAACCCAAUCGUCAAGCGGAUCCUCCAGUGGAAGCCAAUCGUCCAGCGGAUCCUCCAGUGGAAGCCAAUCGUCUAGCGGAUCCUCCAGUGGAAACCAAUCGUCUAGCGGAUCCUCCAGUGGAAGCCAAGUGUCUAGCGGAUCAUUCAGUGGAAGCCAAGCGUCUAGCGGAUCCUCCAAUGGAAGCCAAUCGUCCAGCGGACUAUCCAAUGGAGGCCAAUCAUCAAGCGGAUCCUCUAGUGGAAGCCAAUCAUCAAGCGGAUCCUCUAGUGGAAGCCAAUCGUCAAGCGGAUCCUCCAGUGGAAACCAAUCGUCCAGCGGAUUAUCCAAUGGAGGACAAUCGUCCAGCGGAUUAUCCAAUGGAGGCCAAUCGUCCAGCGGAUUAUCCAAUGGAGGCCAAUCAUCAAGCGGAUCCUCGAGUGGAAGCCAAUCCUCUAGUGGCUUAUCUGGCAACAAUGGAUCGACAUCGUCAAAUUCCGGAUCAAGUUCCCAAUCUUCAAGCUCUUUAUUGCCUAACCAACCAGGACGCCCAAUAAUCGUUCAACCUGGCGGCCCAAUCCAACCUGUGUCUUGGUCUUCCAAUGGAUCCCAGAGCUCAUCGUCAUCACAGGCUUCAAGUGUGACUUCCGAACAACAAUCUUCUUCAUCAAGCGGAAUAAGUUCCCAGUCUUCCAGCUCUUCUAAUUCCAAUCAACCAGGUGGGCCAAUAAUUGUUCAACCUGGUGUCCCAAUACAACCUGUGACUGGUUCGAGCGAUUCCUUAAGUAGUUCUCAGAGCUCAUCCAAUUCACAGACGUCUGGCCAACAAUCAUUAUCAUCAAGUGGUUCCAACUCCCAAUCUUCAAGCUCUUCGUCAUCUAAUCAACCAAGACGCCCAAUAAUAGUACAACAAGAAGGUCCAAUUGUCCAACCAGAAGGUCCAAGUGGCCCAAUCCAAGCAGGUGGCCCGAUUCAACCAGGUGGCCCGAUUCAAGCAGGUGGCCCGAUUCAACCAGGUGGCCCGAUUCAACCAGGUGGCCUGAUUCAACCAGGUGGCCCGAUUCAACCAGGUGGCCUGAUUCAACCAGGUGGCCCGAUUCAACCAGGUGGCCCGAUUCAACCAGGUGGCCCGAUUCAACCAGGUGGCCCUAUUCAACCAGGUGGCCCAAUUCAACCAGGUGGCCCAAUUCAACCAGGUGGCUCAAUUCAACCAGGUGGCCCAAUUCAACCAGGUGGCCCAAUUCAACCAGGUGGCCCAAUUCAGCCAGGUGGCCCAAUCCAACCUUUAACCGGCUCUAGUGGUGCCCAGAGCUUAUCUUCCUCACAAACGAGUCAAUUGUCUGGUCAACAGUUGUCUUCAUCAAGCGGAUCAGAUUCCCAAUCCUCAAGUUACUCGACAUCUAAUCAAGGAAGGCCCAUUCAACCAAUAUACACUCGUCCAGAAUAUGCCACUUCGUCUUCUCAGUCGCAGAGUUCAAGCGAUGCCCAAAGCAACACCUACCUAUAUGGACAACCAGAACAACCUGGUUACCCAGGACCAGGGCAAUCAGGCUCAAGCUCAGGUUCUUCCUCACAAAGCCAAAGCAAUGCUCAGUCCAGCUCAACAGACGUCAUCGACAGACGAGGCCGUUACGAUCUGAACAAACCUAGAGGUAUUGAAACUGACAUGAACCUGAAUACACUAUUUAUCAACGACGGGACGAAGGAUGGAAGGUGUUAUUGCUCAUGUGGAGUCAACCGCCGCCCUAUCUUCUUGAGCGUCGAGCCCAACCAACUUGGACUUUAAAUUGAACCUUAUCUCGUAAAUAAUAAGGUCUAUUUUAUCCGAUAUUUUUUGUUUGGAAUACUUCCAUUAGAAAUUAACUUACACCAUUGUUAUAACAUUCAAAAUCAGGUAAUGGAUAUGAAGAAUUGAAUGUACUUACAAAUCGCUUGAAAAUUAGAAAAUUGCAGUAUCACAAUUUAUUAUAUGUAUUGCAUACAUAUGCACGUAUUUUCCAUAUUCGGCAAUAAAUAUAUUGCAUUAUAGUAUUAAUUACAAUAAAA
Messenger RNA from Plodia interpunctella (Indianmeal moth), 5939 nucleotides. RefSeq names its product hornerin-like. NCBI's taxonomy places the organism in Eukaryota, Metazoa, Arthropoda, Insecta, Lepidoptera, Pyralidae. The transcript has 5 exons. The coding region runs from base 115 to 5679 and encodes 1854 amino acids. The record is from RefSeq and is a predicted model, not a curated record.